AUGCCCGGGCUGCAGGGAGCGACUUUGGUGGAGCUGCCCAGGAAGCUGCAGCGCUCCCUCCUCCCCCGGCGGGACCUGCCGGGCCGGGGCAGCGCCGACAUCGCCGAGUCCGUGGUGCACACGGCGGUCAUGGGGCUGCUGCUGGUCACCGGCGAGGUCCGGGGGGCCGGAGGGGACCGGGGGGGGGGCGGGGGGGGAGACGCGGCUCACGGGUGUCACUCGGUGUCCCCGCAGACCCACCACUCGCUGCUGCUGGGCUCGGGCCACGUGGGCCUCAGGAAUUUGGGCAACACGUGCUUCAUGAACGCGGUGCUGCAGUGCCUGAGCAGCACCAAACCCCUGCGGGACUAUUGCCUGCGCCGGGACUUCCAGCAGGAGCAGCCCCCCGGCCCCAGAGCCCCCCAGGAGCUCACAGAAGCCUUCGCCGACGUCAUCGCGGCGCUCUGGCACCCGGACUCCUCGGAGCCCGUCAACCCCGGGCGCUUCAAGGCCGUGUUCCAAAAAUACGUCCCCUCCUUCACGGGCUACAGCCAGCAGGACGCCCAGGAAUUCCUCAAGUUCUUCAUGGACCGGCUGCACGUGGAGAUCAACCGCAAGGGCCGGCGGACCCCCAGCAUCCUGUCGGACACAAGGAGAGCCCCCGCCCUGGAGGACCCCGAAACGCUCAG
Molecule: messenger RNA, 668 nt
Organism: Neopelma chrysocephalum (saffron-crested tyrant-manakin)
Lineage: Eukaryota; Metazoa; Chordata; Aves; Passeriformes; Pipridae
Product: ubiquitin carboxyl-terminal hydrolase 21-like
Exons: 4
Biological process (GO): protein deubiquitination
Cellular component (GO): cytoplasm
Molecular function (GO): cysteine-type deubiquitinase activity
Source: RefSeq, a predicted model, not a curated record